AACGGUUGUUUUCAGAGAUAUUUUAAUAACACCGACUCCCUGUGACUUCACAGUGAACCGGACUUCCUUAUGUGGGCGUGUCCGGAAACAGAGUGUAUGCUGGCCCCUCCCCUUCCGCUCUACCGCACCAGUUCACUUACACUGAUUGUUAGCACGGAGCUAACACUAAUGGCUUCCAGGAAAUGUUUGUUCAGGUUUGAAGGACUGCUAACGUACCGAAAGAGGUGCCUAAGCUGGACUAUCUGCUGAUUCUGACGUUUGAUGCCUCUCCAACGUCGAAAGCGAAAACUUAACGUCCCCCAACACUGGCUGUGAUUGGCUGGCUGGCGACCAGUCCAGGGUGGACUCCGCCUCUUGUCCAAAGACAACUGGGAUAGGCUCCAGCAUGCCCAUGUCACUCAUGAGGAUAAGUGGUAGAAAAUGACUGACUUUUAUUGUCAAUUUUGCUUUUUAACGUGGCCCCGAUACUUUAUAUUGUUUUUAUUGAUAUGUACAGCACGUGUUGCAUUCAUGUACUCUGCAUGCAGUUUGACGUUUGUGUGCUUCACUGCUCUUUUGUUGCAUUUCGGUGAGUUCAGUUAGCAAAUAGUACUUUACGGGUAUGUAGGAGAAUAAAGAUACUGUUCUAAGAACCUAAAUAGUUGACAGCAAAAGUUGCCACGUUUAUGAAGAGAUGACAGGAAAGCGUUUUAAAACAGUAAAUGACUUUAAUUUAGUUGUGUGGUGUUCAGGCGAGCCGGCAACACGAUAAUGGCAAAGAAGCGAAGAAACAAGUUGAGCUCGUUGAUACCCGACAGGCUAAAAAAAAGAGGAAGAAGUUCACCACAGAUCGACGUCCUUUUUAAGAAAACCGAAGAAAAGAACCAAAAAAAGUUCUCCUCAAGUCCACCAGUCCACUUCAAGUUCAGCUUGGAGAAACAAAAAGUCCCAAAAUUCAUGAGCUGGCCACGGGGCGGGGUCACUGCAGGGGGCGGGGCAGCAGGCCAGAAGACGAGUCGACGACGGCGGCCAUCGUGAAAGAGGGACUGGACAGUGAGUCAACUAAAUAUGCGAAGGUCACGUGAAGAUCAAUUUGGUCAAGUCCAAUGGUUCUUGCAGGAAGUCGAACAUCACUGACGCUGAGCCGGGUAACGCCCCUCGCUGGGUCCCGCCCCCCGGCCGGAACCGAAACUGGGCUUCUGUGUGGCUCCUCCGCGGGUCGGGGGGCCUCUGGGGCCGCUGACACGCUCUCUGGGACCGCCGGGUCCUCCCGGUCCACGGGGUCUCACGUCCCGUCUGUCGCCUUCUCGGGCCGAGCGGGUCUUCUUCUCCUCCACGUUGAGACGCACGUAGCCGCGUAAUUUGAUGGGCUGGGGACACGAGACGGCGGGCACCCGUCACUACAGAGCCGCACUUUGGAUGUUCCCGAAACAAAAAGGCAAACGUUGGACUCACCCGACUGUUGAGGAUCUUCUGGACGGGCUCGGCGGCGUCGAAGACCACAAAGCCAAAGUUGGGAAGUUUGCCGCCGCUGUUGAUCCGCAGCUCCAAAACCGUCCCGUAUUCUGCGGACCAUGGAGGACACCAUGUGAUUGGUGAUGUCAUCGCCCCCCCCGCCGCACAAACACUUACGCUCAAAGAAUUCCUUGAGUUCGCUCUUGUCCGCAUUGUGGGGAACGUUGCCCACGAAGAGCUGAUGGGCGUCGGGGUAGCGGAUCGUUCGCCGACCUUCCGCCUCACCCUGCUCGCCUUCACGGACUGCAACACAAACACCAGUGAGUCGUUAACGCCACUUCCUGUGUCAGCAGGAAGUAACGGGUACACGUACCGGGUUGCGGUCCUCUGUUCACCGGCGCCGCAGCGGGCGGCCUCUGCUCUCGGGGGCGCUGGUCUCGUUGGGGUCUCUGCGACACUGUCUGGGACUCUGACUUCAGUUCCAUUCGGGUCUGCAAGACAAGACCCGCGUGCGCAUUUGGGAACGCCGUUCGUGUUUGUUUAACGUCGGCCGGGGAGUGGCGUGACCUUACCGGUGCCGUUGACGCGGCUUUGACCACGUGGGGCGGGAUUCCUGAGACGGGGACAGCCCCGCUGGGUGGGAGGUUCUUGCUGGUCACCGAGGCCCACGAGAACGGCUGCAAAGACCAUCGUGUUAGCGCCUCGUUAGCAUCGUUAGCAUCUGUGUACGAGUUUUGCCUACUGAAAAUGGCACCCGCAUUAUUUAGCUACUUAUUCCCUUCUUUUUAAUGUUGGCUUACACCCACUCAAGCUAACCCCCGCCCCCCUCUGUGUAGCCAAAAUGGCGCCUGAGGGCGGCCGCCAUUUUUCCGUAUAACACCCAGGCCCUGACAUUUUUUUUCCCGUACUUAUCAAAAGACCGAGCGUACGCCGCGAACGCAGACCGACACUCACCCGGUUUUCCUCCUGGGCGGCAGGGGCGGGCUCGGCGGGUUCUGCGCCGGCGUUGAGGGCGGGGCUUUUCUCUGUCUGCUCAUUGGCCGCGUGCGCGCCGUCGCUUUGCGACUCCGGUGCGGCGUCCUGCUUCAGGUCCGCCGCCGUGCCGUCCGCCGCCGCCGCUUCCUCGCCUUCGGGUUCCGGUUCCGGACUCGCUGCCACUUCCACGUCGUCGGCAGGAAGUGCCGCUUCGGAACUACACAUAAAAGAAGUUAUAUGAUCAAGAGAUACGUUUAUUGCACAGUUAUUGCACAGGAUUUUUAAAGACCUGUGAUAUCUCUACUUUACGCACUUUGAACGCAUCACAAUGUCACUAAUGUGGCUUAUUAGCGCAGUGGGUGUGUCUUGGAGGAGGGGGGGGUGGACUUUUUGUGCUAUCUCCGCUACCAAACCCCCCCACCCCCGUUCCAGAGGACAUCCCAGCUGGUCAAGUCGGUCCUUACCAAGGUUGCGCCUCGUAGAAGGAACUGGACUCUUCGGGCAGGAUGUCAGGCGAGGGAACGCGCUCCUCCAUUUCCUCCACCUCGUCCUCCGACUCUGUACGCACACACAUUAUUAGUUAAAGACGACAAAAGGGGGGUCAAAAAGGGGUCGUCACCUUCGGGGGCUUCAGAGUCCGAGUCGGCGAAGACUUCAUCCUGGUAGCGAAAGACGUCAUUGUGAACGUAGAACUUGUUAGCGGCGGUGCCCUGGAGGACGACGAGAACACGAGUCAAGACACAAAAUGGAGGACGACGUAAAAAAAAAAAGACAUAACGUUAUGAACCUCCGGCGCCAGGAUGAAGGUCUGCAUGAACUUCCUCAUGGGCUGCAUGUUGUUGGACAGCUCCCCCAUCACCUGGACCACCACGCCCUCGUUGAGCGUGGCGUGAGCGUCCACAUGGCGGAUCUUGGUGUGACAGUCGCAGAAGCUCAGCGCCAUGACACGCUUGUGGAUGUCCUUGAACGCAACAACGUUCCCGUGUUAAGACACACUUGCGUCGUUUGUUGAUGCUUACGUGUUCCGGAACGUACCGACUGGCCGUAAACCGCCUCCAGAGGUUUGCCGUUGGCGUCCAGACCGCCGUGAACAUACGAGGAGUUCUUGCCGUAAAACCUAAACACACACAUAUCAGCGUAAGGCACGGCGGUGGUGUCGCACGUGGGCGCGUGCACCCGAGCGUGAGCGUACCUGUGCAGGUAAUCGGGCGCCUGGUUGAGCAGCGUGUAAUACUGUCGGACAAACUCUCGCCCGACCAGCUGGGCACUUGGCUUCUCCAUCACCAUUUCUUCUUCUUUGCUCGCUGGAGGCUCCUGACAACACCACGUUAGCACGCUACAAAGUCACGCCAGCCACGCUAAUUUUAGUAUUCGACAAUAGUGCGUUCACACAAAUAAUGCAAGUUCCCGAGUUCCAUUGAAAGCAGCUUUUUAUCAUUCAUUCAUUUUCUACCGCUUUUCCUCACGAGGGUCGCGGGGGGUGCUGGAGCCUAUCCCAGCUGUCUUUGGGCGAGAGGCGGGGUACACCCUGGACUGGUUGCCAGCCAAUCACAGGGCACAUAUAGACAAACAACCAUUCACACUCACAUUCAUACCUAUGGACAAUUUGGAUUAGCCAAUUAACCUAGCAUGUUUUUGGAAUGUGGGAGGAAACCGGAGUACCCGGAGAAAACCCACGCAAACUCCACACAGAGAUGGCCGAGGGUGGGAUUGAACUCGGGUCUCCUAGCUGUGAGGUGUGCGUGCUAACCACUCGACCACUGUGCAACCAAGUAGGAUUCAUUCAUUCAUUUUCUACCGCUUUUCCUCAAAAAAAAACCCACGCAUGCACGGGGAGAACAUGCAAACUCCACACAGAGAUGCCCGAGGGUGGAAUUGAACCCUGGUCUCCUAGCUGUGAGGUCUGUGCGCUAACCCCUAGACCACCGUUCCGCCCAGCUUUUUAUCAAAUUUUAUCAGUGCUUUACAGAAUUAAGCCGGCCGGGUCGAAGGGACCCGAGGAUGGCACCCCCUCAGCAGAUCCGACACAGCCCCCAGUGUGGAGGACCCCCCCCCCCCCCGUUCCCCUGAGGAAAUACUGGAGUUAAAAGCUAAAAAAUAAACGCAUAAAAUAGGACUUAAAAAGAUAAGAAAAGUUAAAAAAUAUUAGUUAAAAGCCUGAUUUAAAAAGGUGGGGGCCAUAGUGGCUAAAUCAGGGGUCUCAAACUCAAUUUACUUGGGGGCCACUGGAGCUAGGGGUCUGGGCGAGGCUGGGCUGCAUCAGGUUUUCCAAAAAAAAAAAAAAAAAAACGCAUUUAUUAAAAAUAAUUUUUUAAAAAAAAAAUAAAGAAAAUUAAUCAGUAAUUAAUCAGUAAUAAAUAAAAAUAUAAUAAUAAUAAUACAACGGCAAAUAAUAAAAACUUCACACAUGACUUGACACAUGCUAACUCGCAAACUAGAGCGCUAGCGACCUAAAAACGGUAGCCUUCUAGUUAUUUCCUUUCAACUUAAAUAGCCAAAAACUUACCACUUCCACACGGAUAGGGAGGAUAACUAUUAACAGUUAUUUAACCUUUAACAUGAACAUGAAUCAAAUGUAAUAAUUUUUUUCUGGGUACACGAUACCAUACGGCAUCCAUAUCAUAUCAACAUUAAACUUUCAUACCACAUUUGGCCCGCCGGGCCGCCUGUUUGAGACCCCUGGGCUAAAUGCUGCCUCACCGUGGGUUUUUCGUCCUGGGUUUUGGUAUUGUUAAAAAGGCCAGUGCCGGAGGAUUUUGUCCCAUGUAAAAUGAAAAGACCGCCAUAAUGAAAUAAUCUCGUUUUUUUUUGUGGCAUCACAUGAGAAUCUCAAAUAAAGAUGAAAUUAUUAUAAUUUCUUGUGUUUUUUUCCCCUACAUAGAUCACGAUUAAAUAGAUCAAAUUGUGGCGAUGUACAUUACUACGGGCACCGUUUAGGUCAUGUGAUAUAAUGUAAGCUAACGUGUCAUCAGUGUAACAUCACUAACACAUAGUGACUAUAAUGUAACUUCCCUUUCACUGUUUUUUUUUUUUUUUUAAAUUGUGAAAAAAUGUGACGUAGCGACGCAUGAAUGUACGCUUUGACCGAUUAGCUAAGUGGCCAGAAUCGGCCCCCGGGGCAUUUCAUAACCGCACAGCAUUUGGAACCAAGAGAUCAGGAAGAGUGCAUGUAAACGUGAACGUCACAUUGAUGUGACAAAAUGACAGGAAGUGGGCGUAUUCUUACAGCCGCUUUAAUAAAAACGACACACUUUGUAUCAGGAUUGGUCUUUAACGUUAUUGUUUAUCCUGUCUAAUUAAGGACGCCAUGAGAGCUUAAGAGAUUAGAAGGUAUUUCUCGUUUAGGGAAAAGCUUUUAAUGCCCAAGCAGUAGCUGUAGUAAUUCUACAUUUGAGCGAGCUAAUUUAGUAAUAUAAGUAAUAGUAACAUUUCACUACUUCCGGGGUACCGCCCUCGAAGCAUCAUGGGAACUGUAGUUCAUUUAGGGUAAACAAAACUAACCUGCGAUCUAUUUUACAUGUCUUUAAAUAACGACACAUCAACACAAAUGUUUGCUAGUAGCAGCUAACAACCGCCAUUACCAUUUAACGUUUUGUUUUACUUUUUGUUCCAAUUUCUGGAAAGUAAAAUAUUGGUUAAAAAAUAUUAUAACUCGUCUCGUCGGCUAAAGCUAGCCCCGUAUCGUGACACCGCUAAUUCUAAUACUUUCAAUAGCUGCCAUGUUGUUAGCAUGUUAGCUUACAAGCAGCGACCAUGUGACCCAGCCGGCUCAGCAGCAGCAGCAGCAGCACGCGCACAAAUACACGCACGCGCAGUGCCGUCCCCCCGGUUUGGGUCCGGGUGAGCCUACUCGCACGUCGCCGAAUGUUCCGAAUGUAUGGAGGCCUAAAAAGAAGCUAGCAGGCUGAGACUAAAUAGUUGGUAGCGGAGGCGUAGAAAACACACAGAAUAAUAAAAGUACAAAGUAUAAUUGUAUAUAAAUGCGGACAAAAGCCAGGAGAGGGCAGGCGGCCAUGAGUGAAAAUGAAAGCAUGGCGGGGAAGAAGAACCGGAAGAAGGCAGUCACGACGUGAAGCUGUCUGACGGUUGUGACUAAUUCCCGUACAAAAUCGCCCACAACAAAACGGCUAUAGACGGCGCCCGGCAGGACGACCCACUUGACAAAAGAAGAAACAAAAAGGUAUUUAAAAGUGAAAUUGGGUGAACUUAUGAGUGACUUCUGCCGUCUGUCUUCUCCAAUCAAGCUAACCUCCAAAGAUUGUGCCGCGGGCCACUUUGGACCUCCCUGGUAUAGCUUCUUCAUAACAAAAUCAUUCACCGCCUCAGCGAGCUCGGGCCAGUCCAUCGCCAUCACCACCGCAUCGUCUGAGUUAGGCGGCGUCUCCAGGUUCCAGUAAGUCAGCUUAUCAAACAACGAGGUCACCUUCAGGGUCCUGUCCUGUACACGCACAAAUAUAAACAACUGAUGAUAGCAAAAUUCUUCUUUUAGUGUGCUCCAUUGUAAGAUCUCAAUCAUGAUUACCUCCUGAUCAGAGCCGGUUUUGUUGACGUCCUUGAGGACAAGUCCGGUGUAGCCAUGUGGACAGGAGAGGUCCUGUCCCUUGAGACCACGACCCCUGAAUGACACCGUCUUCUCUGUAAUAGGAAACCGUGCAUAAACGAGUGACAAACAACUUAAAUAACAUUUAUUGUUAUAUUUAUUCUACCCUGUUUACGGUCCUUUAUGGCAGCAGUGAAGUACCGCGAGAUCUCGGCUGGUCCAUUGUGUUCAAUCUCACAGGGGAUGAAGUGAAGUGGUUCCCGGGGUGCCUGGCCCAAAGAUGACGCAUCAAGACGGGUCACGUUGCCUGAAGAGGACAUCCUCCAACCUGGUUCAAACACAUGUUUAUUUUAAAGGUGGGAAUGGAUCCAGCAUCCGGUCAUCGCCGCGUGAAGCCGUUUGUGCUUUUCCGAGCAACGCUGACCAAGUUCGCCGAUGCCCUGCAGACUCAAAUGUCCCGUCUGGUUCAGAGAGCCAAGCGGGGAGUUCUUGUCUUCUCCGUGGUGAUGCUGCUCCUCUGGGUGUCCGCCUUCUUGUACGGGAGCUUCUACUACUCCUACAUGCCCUUCGUGGCUCAGUCCAGACCUGUGUACUAUUACUACAGGACAGACUGUGAAUCCCCAUCCUCGUUUCUGUGCUCCUAUCCCAUGGCCAAUGUCUCCCUGUUGACCAACAACAAACCUGUGUUGACAUUUGGCCAAGCCUAUCGCAUCACCCUCCAGCUGGAGAUGCCGGAUUCCGACACCAACCGGGACCUGGGGAUGUUCAUGAUCAGGACGACCUGCUUCUCUCGUGACGGAAGCCAAAUGGCGUCGUCCGCACGCUCGGCAAGGCAGCUGUCACUCACCUCCAGUUCCCGUUUUAGCAUGCUACGCUACCGGUCCGACCUCCUGAGGACCAUAUCCACGCUGAUGUUCCUGCCGGCGUUCCUGAGCGGAAUGGCUGAGCAGAAGCAGUUGUUGGAGGUGGAGCUCUUCUCGGAAUACACGGACGACCCGUAUUCCCCCUCCGUCACGGCCGUCAUCGAGAUUCUGUCCGACAAGGCGCACGUCUACUCCUCCCAGCUCCGCAUCCACGCCUGCUUCACUGGCAUCAGGUACCUGUUGUUCCACUUCCCCGUCCUGUCAGCCCUGGUGGGCGUGUCCACUAACUUCCUCUUCCUGAGCGUCAUCUUGGUGAUGAGCUACAUGAGACUGCUUCUAGGCUUGGAAUGGAGACCGGAGCAGCAGGUCCAAGUCACCCGAGCAGCAGGAAGUAGCGGCACCCGUGGCGUGAAUAAUGGUUCUGCGGGCGCUGCUCAGCCACCGGACUUGCCGAGUUUGACGGACACCAGAAGACGGCAGAGGAAUCAGUUAGAAGGAGCACAACGCAACAAAUGACUCGGAGGCCGCCUGAGGUCAUUGCGUAUUGGAGGAGGAUUUGAUUGGAUUUGAAUUGGUUCUAGGGUCUGGUUUAAACAUCUUCCACUCCACGAGGUUUUGGAUAGUGGAUUUAGCAGUGCCAGCGUUUUUUUUAUCACAUCAAUAAUAAUAAUAAUAAUAAUAAUAAUCAUAAUGAUGAU
Messenger RNA from Doryrhamphus excisus (bluestripe pipefish), 8510 nucleotides. NCBI's taxonomy places the organism in Eukaryota, Metazoa, Chordata, Actinopteri, Syngnathiformes, Syngnathidae. The record is from RefSeq and is a predicted model, not a curated record.